Molecule: messenger RNA, 1071 nt
Organism: Aspergillus heteromorphus CBS 117.55
Lineage: Eukaryota; Fungi; Ascomycota; Eurotiomycetes; Eurotiales; Aspergillaceae
Product: D-alanine--D-alanine ligase family protein
Exons: 4
Coding region: 1-1071 (356 amino acids)
Biological process (GO): peptidoglycan biosynthetic process
Molecular function (GO): ATP binding; metal ion binding; D-alanine-D-alanine ligase activity
Source: RefSeq, a predicted model, not a curated record
AUGACCGGACAGCGCCUCAAAAUCGCUCUGAUCUACGAGCUUCGCUCGGCCUAUAAAGCGCUUGGAUACAGCGAUGCCGACUGUUCCAGGCUUGAGGUCGGAGAAGCAGCCGAUGACAUUACUGCAGUUCUGGAAAACCUGGGUCAUGAAGUUGUGCGCAUCCCGGAUAUUCACUCUCUUGUUAAGAGACUUGCAUCUGGUGAGGGAGAUACGUGGGACCUAGCUUUUAAUACCACCGAGGGUCUCCAUGGAUCAGCGAGAGAAGGCCAGGUCCCGGCAUUGCUGGAAGCGUACCGGAUUCCAUUCACGUUUUCCGACGCAGCCACGAUGGCGUUGUGUUUGGAUAAAGGCAGGACGAAGAUGGUGCUCGAGCAUUUCAACGUCCCAACUGCUCCGUUCGUUGUGAUUCAUUUCGACGAAUCAAGCGGCCAGCUUGAGCUGUCGCUCGAAGAGAUUCAUUCCAUGAUUAGCAAAUCCCAACACUCUGAAACAAUCCUAAAUCAAUACCCCUUGUUUGCAAAGCCUCUCGCCGAGGGCUCCUCCAAAGGGAUUGUGGCUACCAACAAGAUCAAAGGUCCGGAAGACCUCUGUCGCGUAAUCAAUUCCCUCCGCGCCUCCAGCCCCUCAUCCCUUGGAGUUCUUAUUGAGACCUAUCUUCCUGGGAGAGAAUUCACGGUUGGUAUUCUAGGCACCGGAAAGGAUGCUUGGGUGGUUGGUGUUGACGAGAUCAAAUCAAAGUCUUCCGACGACUGGAAUGGCGAGGCUGAUGAAGUGAUGGUCAGUCGAGAGGACCCGGAAGCUGAGCUUGCGUGUCAGACAGCGCUUCAAGCAUGGACUGCCUUGCGCUGUCGCGAUGGAGGGCGCGUCGAUAUCCGAAUGGAUGGCUCGUCUGGAUCCUUCGUCGCUAAUGUCAUGGAGAUAAACCCCCUUGCUGGACUUCUUCCCCACUGGUCGCAGUUGCCCAUGAUAGCGGAGCAUAACAACGUGUCAUUCGACGAGCUUAUUGGGGGGAUGCUGCAGAGUGCAUUGAAGAGGAGAAGGAGCGGGGUGUCUGCGCGAAAUCAAGGAUAG